AUGAAUCUAAAAGAUCAUAGUUCAUUUAAUAAAUUUCUAAGAGAUUCUCUUGAUCCGAUUACAGAGGUGGAUCCGUCGACUCUCUCUGAAUAUAUAAUUGCAUUGUUGACAUCAUCUGGCAACUCUAAAAAGUCGGCAGAUCAGUUGGAGCCGAUCUGUGUCAAUGCAUUGAAUGAGUUUCUCGAACAAAACACAAAGGAUUUCGUUCAGAAACUUAUCGGUCAACUCUAUACUAUAAAUUACUUUGAGAGUGAACACUCUCCGAAACGUGAAAGAGAUAGAUAUAGUAGAGAUCGCGAAAGAGACAGAGAUAGAGAUCGUGAAAGAGACAGAGACAGAGACAGAGAGAGAGACACUCGUGAAAGAGACAGAGACAGAGAUAGAGACACUCGUCAUAAUUAUCAUUCGAGAUCGUCAUUGUCGAGAUCUCGUUCAAGAUCGAGAUCACCUACUUCAUUGUCAAGAUCGCGAUCUCGUUCGAGAUCACCUGCCUCUAGACAAUCGAAAAGAGAUCGAUCACCACCUCUACAGAGAAGAGAAAGAGAUAGAGACGAUAGUGAUAAUGAUAGUAGUAGCAACAGUAAUAGUAAUAAUAACAAUAAAUUUAGAAAAGAUACAAGAUCACCUCUUAAGCGUAAGAAUAACACUGAAGAAUACAAUAGUAGUAAUGGUGGUGGCGGUCACUACGAUGGUAACAUGCCAAAUAAAAAGUAUAUUCCAAUGGUUGGCGGUCAGCCAAUGGCAAGACAUCCGCGUUUCAACAAGCCAUGCAAACACUACGAGUCAACGGGAUACUGUAAGCGACCAAACUGUCAGUAUAUACACGGUGGUGUUGCAGGUCCGAUCGGUGGAACUUUCAAUGGCAACGGUAGCGGCAAUCCAAUGAUGAUCAAUGGAUAUCCUGCCAAUAUGCUUAUGAAUGAUUUUAACAAUGGUGGCGGUGCUGCUGGCGAGAACAUCAGUGGCAACGGUAAUAGCGCAGGUGGAAACAUAGAUGAAGCAUCGAUCAUUGGAUACGACCCAUCGAAUCCAAUGAUGAAUUUGGCCAGUGGUGGAAUGCCAAUCAACCAAGUUGGAUACAACCCACAAGCACAUCACAUGCAUCUGAGGCAUCAACCACAAUCGGUAGGACAACCAUUACUACAGCCACCACCACCAAACAUGUUUGUAAAUCCCAACUUUGGUAUGCUUGCCAAUCAAAACGAUCCAUCCAAUCUUGGCUAUGGACAACCAACAAUGUUACAACCAACAUAUAAUAACAAUAAUAACAGUAACAAUAAUGGAAUAGAUUUAGAUAUGAUGAUGAAUACAAAUGGCAAUGGUUUAGAUGGUAAUUUAGAUCAGAUGAUGUUGAGUGGUAAUGUCAGUGGUGGUGGUGGUGGAAUGAAUGAUUUCGAUAUGAUGAUGAAUAACAAUAACAACGAAGAACAUCACUAUCAUCUUCGUUCACAGAAUCCAUCCACCGGUGGUGAAAAGCAUAAUAAACGAGAUAAACAUCAACAUCAACAAGUAAAGACAUCAAGUAGUUGUCCAGAGCCAACUGCUACCGUUUUAAUUAUCACAAAUAUUCCGGGACCACAAAACAACGAAGAGGUGAUUCGCGAACACUUUUCAAAGUUUGGUGAGAUUGUCAAGAUUGAAAAGUUGAAUGCUGGCCAGUCGUCGGUGGAGUUCUCAAACAACGCUGAAGCGCAGAAAGCAAUGAAGUCACCAGAGGCCAUCAUGAACAACCGGUUCAUCAAGUUGUUCUGGCAGCAGUCGUUCAACGGUAAAAUGACCAAGUUUGAAGAGAAUCAAGAGAAGCAGGCCAAGCGUGAAGAAGAGGAGAAGAAACGUGAACAACAACUACUCAAGAUCAAGGAGCAAUUGCUACUGAAGAAACUCGAGGACAAGAAGAAGGAGGAAAAGAAGAAGCUGGCCAAAAGCAGAGAAGAACUACGUGCACAACAAAUGGAACUACAGAAACAAAUGCUAUUAAAGUUGGAAUCGACCACCGAUGACAAGGAGCGCGAAGAGAUUAAAGAUACCAUCAACAAACUCGCUAAAUCAAUACAAGAGAGUAUCAAUCAAGAUACAAUUGCAUUGGAACAGAAACAAAAGGAGAAAGAGAAGGAGAAAGAGAAACAACAACAGGAUCAAUCAAUGACAUCUACAACCAACAAUGAAACAACAACAAAUAACUCAACACCGACAACAACAACAACAUCAGAUACAUCAACUUCAGCUUCUUCAAAUCUAGAAUAUUUAACAGCAACUCUCAAGAGUUUGGAAUCAGAAGCUAAAAGCCUGGGAAUCGAAGUACCAGCGAAUCUAUUAAACAAUAACAAUACUAUAGUAUCACCAGUUUCCACAAUCACUACAACAACGAGUAACAAUUCACCGAAACCAACAUCACCCAUCAACAAAUCAAUUAUUAAACCCAGUCCGAAUACAUUGUACAAGAAACCACCAGCUUCAUUCAAUUUGAACAAACCGACAUUACCAUAUCCAAAACAAGCAGCGACAGCACUCAAACAUAAGAAUGCAUCUAUGGUCAUCGACAAUCGUACAACCACCAUUCUGAUAUCGGAUCCACCAGAGAAAUUCAAAAAAGAAGAUCUACUUCGAUCACUGUUCCCCGAUAUUCAAUCAGUGAAGCACACCGACGAUGGUGUUGAAAUUAAAUUCCAAAAACGUGCAUCUGCUGAAAGAGUAUUCUUGGUUGCCAAGUCAUAUAAAGGUUCAGAAUUGAAGAUCAGUUGGGUCGAACCAAAUCAAGAAAAGAAAGAGACUACCGACAGUGCUAUGGAUGAGAACAAUGAUAGUUCUGAUGAUGACGAUGAUCAAUACGAUGACGAAGAGGAUGACCACACUGAAAAAUCUUGGAAACACUGA
Messenger RNA from Heterostelium album PN500, 2874 nucleotides. RefSeq lists its product as uncharacterized. The record is from RefSeq and is a predicted model, not a curated record. Lineage: Eukaryota; Evosea; Eumycetozoa; Acytosteliales; Acytosteliaceae. Bases 1 to 2874 code for a protein of 957 amino acids. Gene Ontology annotation, molecular function: RNA binding; metal ion binding. Gene Ontology annotation, cellular component: nucleus. The transcript is spliced from 2 exons.